UCCACUCGGCGGCGGCGGUGGCGGUGGCCCUGGCCCUGGUGGAUGGCUCUGCGGUAGCGGUGGUCGUGGCGGCGGCGGCACUGUUCCCCGCGCGGUCCGCGCAGCGGGGCCCGGGCCGCGCGUCUCAGUCGGCGGAGGCGAAGGGACAGCGCCUCCGCCCCAAGCCCGACCCCGGGUCCUCUCCCCGGCCGCCCCCCGCCCCCGGGCCGCCCCCCGGGCCCUGCGUCCCCUCCCCCGCUGGCGGGGCCCGGACAGAAGAUGGUGCAGAAGAAAACAGCCGAACUUCAGGGCUUCCAUCGUUCGUUCAAGCCACUCCGCCCAGGUGGAAGGACGGAGACUUAUCCGAGCAUUGACUGCAGCCCUCCCGGGAGCCAGACUCCUCAAUGGGCAGGAACAGGGACUGUGGACUGCUGUCCCCAUUCUGCAGGUGAACAAACCAAGGGGCAGAACCCUUUCGAGCUGGCCUUCUCCCUAGAACAGGCCCACCCCGGAGAGACUGACUUCAGCCUGGAGUGCGCAGCCCGCCCUGAUAUGCCCACAAGCCAGCCCAUUGACAUCCCAGACGCCAAGAAGAGGGCCAAGAAGAAGAAGCGGUGUCGGGCAACUGACAGCUUCUCAGGCAGGUUCGAAGAUGUCUACCAGCUACAGGAGGAUGUGCUUGGGGAGGGCGCCCAUGCCCGUGUGCAGACCUGCAUCAAUCUCAUCACCAACCAGGAGUAUGCAGUCAAGAUCAUUGAGAAGCAGCCGGGCCACAUUCGGAGCAGGGUUUUCCGGGAGGUGGAGAUGCUGUAUCAGUGCCAGGGACACAGGAAUGUUCUAGAGCUGAUUGAAUUCUUCGAGGAGGAAGACCGAUUCUACCUGGUGUUUGAGAAGAUGCGGGGCGGCUCCAUCCUAAGCCACAUCCACAAGCGACGACACUUCAACGAGUUGGAGGCCAGCGUGGUGGUGCAGGAUGUGGCCAGUGCUCUGGAUUUCCUGCACAACAAAGGCAUCGCCCACAGGGACCUAAAGUUGGAAAACAUCCUCUGUGAGCACCCCAACCAGGUCUCCCCCGUUAAGAUCUGCGACUUUGACCUGGGCAGUGGCAUCAAACUCAAUGGGGACUGCUCCCCCAUCUCCACCCCGGAGCUGCUAACCCCAUGCGGCUCUGCAGAGUACAUGGCCCCUGAGGUGGUGGAGGCCUUCAGCGAGGAGGCCAGCAUCUAUGACAAGCGCUGCGACCUCUGGAGCCUGGGUGUCAUCCUCUACAUCCUGCUCAGUGGCUACCCGCCCUUUGUGGGCCACUGCGGCAGUGACUGCGGCUGGGACCGCGGGGAGGCCUGCCCGGCCUGCCAGCCGCCCCUCCUGCAUGUGUUCCCCCAGAACAUGCUAUUCGAGAGCAUUCAGGAGGGCAAGUACGAGUUUCCUGAGAAGGACUGGGCCCACAUCUCCUUCGCUGCCAAAGACCUCAUCUCAAAGCUGCUGGUUCGAGACGCCAAGCAGAGGCUAAGCGCUGCGCAGGUCCUGCAGCACCCCUGGGUGCAGGGGACCUGCUUCUCUGCUCUCCUUGCAGUGCGCCCCCGAGAACACCUUGCCCACGCCCAUGGUUCUGCAGAGGAACAGCUGUGCCAAAGACCUCACGUCCUUCGCAGCCGAGGCCAUCGCCGUGAACCGGCAGCUGGCCCAGCGGGAGGAGGAUGCGCUGGAGGAGGUGGGGCAGGGCCAGCCCGUGGUCAUCCGAGCUACCUCACGCUACCUGCACCUGUCCCCGCCGUCCCAGUCCAAGCUGGCCCAGCGGCGGCAGCGAGCCAGCCUCUCUGCAGCCCCCGUGGUCCUGGUGGGGGACCAUGCAUGACCCCUCCCUCUGUACAUAGGUCACCCCCUACCCCAUCAGAUCUCAAGAUUUUUUUAAGCUAUUGCCAGCCAGUGACCAGCAGGCUGUGCUACACCCCACCCCACCCCCACCCCACCCCCCUUGGGUUCUGAGGUGCUGUGCUCAGCUCAGCUGGGGGGUAUCUUUUUAUAUAAAGUUUUUGCUGUUGGGUUUUCCUUUUUUUUUUUUUUUUUUUUUUUUUUCUCUGUCCCCCACCCCCAUUUUUUCCUUUGAAUGGUGUUAACCGUAAACAGGCACCUUGGGAGAAGAGCAGAGAGCACAUGUGCUGUGCAUGCCCCACCUGCCACCUGGCGUACAGGCUCGGCUGUUCUGUGAAGGCCUUGUGCCCACGGCCCUGCCCAAUGUGACUCAGGAGAGGAGGACAGUGCUGUCUUCCAGGGCGGGGGACCCGGGAACCACCUGCGCCCCUCUCCCUCCCCUGCCCUUACUGUUCUCAAGGCCAGACCAACCCUGCACCUCCUUUCACCCAAAAGGCACCCUGGUGGCCAGGGGGGUCCUGGGUGUGGGCAGGUGGAGUGAACAGCCACCCACAUGGACCCACCCAGCCUCACCCCACCCCUGAUUGAGAACCUUAACCUUAAGUUGCAGCUGAUGGGGAGGGGCUGCACCCAUUACCACUGCUCCCCACCCCCUCCAGGGGACUGUCUACGGGGUGGGGAGGGGCUGGACUGGCACUCGUCGGCCAAUAUGGGGGACCCAGGUCCCCCACCCCGGGCACCCCAGUGCCCCUUCUCAGGGCUCAGUCUGACCACGGCCACGUCCUGCCCCGUCUACUCUUGAGUUGACACGGAAGCUCUGCCAGCCUGUCUCCUCCCCGCCCCUCUACAGAGCCAGGGCUGACGCAGGUUCCCGAUGAACCCCCGCUCCCCAGGCAGCAUUCCUGCUCUGCCCACCUUUAGGGGAAUGCCUCCCUCAGGCACCCAGGCCUCUCUGUCCUCCACCUCCCACCCCAGAGUCCAGGUCAGAGGUCUAGUGACUUGCUGGGCUCGGGAAGACUCUGACACCCCUCUCUGUCCUUAGGUGGGAAACACUAUGCAAUACAAGCUUCCUCCUCCUUCCUGCACACGUGUUUCUGCCAGGGGUGGCCCCCAGCCCUCUGCUGCCAGCCUGGGCUCUGGCUGGGUCCUUCAGGCAGGCCAGCUGGACAGCCCUCUGGCAUCUAGUUUUCAUCUUUCAUUAGUAUUUUAAGAACAUCAGUUGACUUCCUUUUCCUGUUCUUGAAGAAUACUUGAAUGUCAGGGGGCCUUGUGGGUUGGGGGGCUCAGACACUGCCUCCCCCCCAAGUCUUGUAGAGUUGUUGCAGUCUGGGGCUGAUGCCUGUCCGGCCACCUGAAUCUGGACUGGUCUUUCCAAAGAUCCCAGGCUGGGCGGCCACCCACCUCCGUCAUUUCUUGCCCAUUAGUGAUCCCAUGUAUCACGACUGGGGUUCCGCCUUUUUGUAAGGAGCUGGGGCCUCACUGGCUACAGGCGGUGUGGCCAUUUCAGUCCGGAAAGCUGGCUGUGAGCAGCAUUUUCUGCUAAAGGUGGGACAGCUACUCACUUCCCCCAUCGCAUCUGCAGGGCGCCAGGAGGGCUGGCCGGAACGUCACUGUGAAGGAGGGCCUGGGUCCCAGGGCGCCCCAGGCUGCUAGGCUGCUCUGGUGCUGAGGGAGGGGGACUGGCAGUGUUUCCAUGUUAAUAUAUUAAAAAAGACAAUUUUCUUUAAAAGUGGGGGAAAAACAUCCAAGCACUUUAACUCCACUGUACCAGGUAAACUGAUACAGCUCAAAAGUUUUCCUUGACACCAACUGUCAAUGCCGGAAUUUUGUAUUCUGUUUUAUAAGGAUUUAAUAAAACGCAUAAAAGCUCA
Pipistrellus kuhlii (Kuhl's pipistrelle) is the source of this 3722-nucleotide messenger RNA. It is a transcript of the gene MKNK2, whose product is annotated as MAPK interacting serine/threonine kinase 2. The record is from RefSeq and is a predicted model, not a curated record. Bases 259 to 1965 code for a protein of 568 amino acids. Gene Ontology annotation, cellular component: cytoplasm; nucleus. Gene Ontology annotation, biological process: intracellular signal transduction; protein autophosphorylation; peptidyl-serine phosphorylation. Lineage: Eukaryota; Metazoa; Chordata; Mammalia; Chiroptera; Vespertilionidae. The transcript is spliced from 16 exons. Gene Ontology annotation, molecular function: ATP binding; calcium/calmodulin-dependent protein kinase activity; calcium-dependent protein serine/threonine kinase activity.